UAGAAACUUCUGACCAACUCAUGCCAGCGAGUGGCCCACGUCUAUCACUGCGGGGGCAGACGGGAUAGGACGAAACUUUCGAUAGCUCAGCAAAAUGCCAUCUUUCCCUCUCUACCAGUUUGCUGACCUGGAAGAGAUGAUGUGCAAGCAGUUACUAAACCUCGACUUGAGGGAGCAGAGCAGACCACUACCACCGCUCAGUCUGGCAAUGAGAACACCAGGUUGUAUUGGUCAGCCACGAAGCAACAUGUCGUCUUCCCUCACGUCUCUCUCCUGCCUCCCGACUGAUCCAGACAGUGCAUUUCUGACCUCCAGCCAAUGGGGGCAGCAAUCAGAAAGCCCUCUGCCCUCCCAGCUCACUCAUUCUACCCAGUGGGGAAAAUCAGGCUUCCUUGCUCAGCGCUCCAUCAGCAUGGUAGAAACCAGCAGCAACACAGCAGCACGUCUUGGCUGGCCCGGGACUGACGCACUGCACUCCCAAAGUGACAUCAGCCCCACCGCACUGAACACUGGCUCUUCCUCUUCCACCUCAUCCGUUUCCUCCUCCUCAUCACGCUAUAAGACUGAACUGUGUCGAUCUUUUACAGAAAGUGGCUUGUGCAAGUAUGGCGGGAAGUGCCAGUUUGCCCACGGGCCAGAUGAGCUGCGGGAUCUUAACAGACAUCCAAAAUACAAAACAGAGCCAUGCCGUACGUUUCACACCAUCGGCUUCUGCCCCUAUGGGAUCCGCUGCCACUUUGUCCACAACAACGAGGAGGAAAUGAAACACGGCAUCUCUCGUUCCUCCUCAUCCUCCUCCACCUCUUCAAGCAUUACCCAGCAGCCACCCUCCUCCCUCCGCUCGCACAGACCUCCCCUCAUCAGACAGAGCUUCAGCUUCGCUGGAUUUCCCUCUGCUCCCCAGCAAACCCUUCAGCCUGCCCUUAAUGCUCACCCUCCUCCUGCCACUGCGUCUUUCACACGAGCUCCAUCAGCCUCCCCUCCUGCCUGUGCUGACAUUACUGACCUCCUUUCUCAUGCCUUCCUGGAGAUGGACUCUGCCUUUGAGGCCUCCCCUGCCCACCAGUACCAGCCCACCAUGGGCCAGGCCACUGCAGCAGAUCCCAGAUCUCCAUUCUUGCCCUCCCCAGACUCUGGCUGUUCUCCAUGUGGGCUGUCUCCUACUACCUCCCCUUCCCUGAGGCAGAGUCCCAGUGCCACUGGGGUCUUUUCAGGGCCACUGGGUGCCAGAUCCCUGUCCUAUACCUCUUUGUCAGACCAGGACCAGGAUGGAAGCAGCUCUGCUAGCUCACUCAGUGGCUCUGAAUCUUGUGGGGGCAUUACCGAAGUCAAUGGCAGACGUCUGGCGGUAUUCAGCCAACUCUCUGUUCCCGAGGAUGCUACUGGGUUCUGCCUUUAGGCCGCAGUGUGCUUUGAACACAAACAUACACAUUUGCAUACAUUCAGACUCAAACAUGCAGGCCUACGAAACUCUGACACACCAUAAACAUAUACAUUCAUGCAUAUCCACCCUCAAGCUCACGCAAUGCUCACACACUGGAACCCUAUAAAUGCACACGUGCCCUCACACACACAUACACGCACGCACGCACACACACACACACACACACACACACAGCCCCUGUACUGACACCUCGGAUGUUCCUUGCACCUGAGUGACAUCUAAGGAAACAAAGACUGAUUCGAACAUACAGAGAGAUUUGCAUGUAAUAUUUAUGUGGUUGAAAUGUCGCUAUCAAAUACGUAAGGGAAGCCACAGUGAUGCUGAAACUGAAAUUCGUGUUGCCACCAAAACGGUACAUAUCAAGACAGAAGUAAAAUAGUGCUGGAAGCGAUCAAGGCUUUACCAGAAUAGUAUAUUGAGAUGUCAAAUUGUCAGAGCUAUAGUGUAAUCAGUGUGAUUGGCCUCAGUGUGGCCUGUUGUUGAGUCCAACCACACCAUUUCCAUUACAUCUGAGUGAUCUACAGAACAAAGCCAAAGACAUCUUUUGUAGCACAAAUGUUUUGAUUAUGGUGAUGCAAACACACAACUGUUGAUUUUCCACUAACUGUACACAGUAUUGUGUUUAUAAGCUGGUGAAAGUGUUUUUUCCUCAUAACUCUACAGUCUGAGGUAGAUCACUGACCUUGAACGUGAAUGUUAUGUUUUUAAACUGAAGUGCCUGUCGCGUUAUCCGCCAGGUCAUAUGUUGAAACAAGAUUAGCUGGUUUGUUAGGAGUGAUGAAUGGACGGGUGUGAGUCUUCUUAUUUAGUCAACUUAAGCUUGUGUGAGUUCAGGUCUCCCAUUGUUAAGGUGACUACAAGUGUUCCUCUGUCCUGGUGUUAUUGACAAACUGCCACCAGUAAAAUGCCAAAUGACCAAAUUUAACCUGGGAGGAGUAAAGGGGGAUCAGUUUGAGUUUAGCAAAAAAGCCAAGUGGAUUUGAUCAUCACCUUAUCAAAUCACAUGUUCAUGACAUAUCAACUGGAUGACUUGCCAACUCGAAAAGCAGGUCAUAGAAAUUGAAUAUUCUUUGAUAUGCAAAGUGAGUCAGCACAAAUGGCAGGUAUUAGAGAAAAUCCAUCAAUAUUGAGAGUCAGAAUGGACCAAAAAAAACUCAAAUGAGAUACCAUAACAUCUUUCUGCAUCUUAUUUUAGGUGAACUGAUCUGAACAUAGCCUGAGUUAAAGGCACUUGGCAUAGAAUUAAAGUUUAAUCAAGUAAUUUGAAUGUUUUAUGCAAAUCCUGUUUUACCUCUGGCGUUUUUCUGAAUAGUUUCUGGUGCCAAUAUGUAUUUUAGAUAAUCUUAAACACAAACAUUUCCAGGAGUAGUAUUUUUCUUCUCCCUUGUCCACAGGCAGCACUGGUGUCACAUUUUUGAUAAUAAAUAUUCAUGUGUUUGUGACUCACACCACCAUAUUUCAUCUCUCCGUCAGUAUUAAUUCUUCUUGAUUCGGCUUUGUACUGUUAUGAAUGUGUAGUGUUCCUGGUCACAUGUAUGUGAACUGUGCGCCCAGGUCUGUUGCCUCACUGAGCUAGAUCCAGCAGUCUGUAGGGUUUAGGGUAUGUCUGCUAAUUGUUAUAGAAAUGUUACUUGGCUGUUUUGUGUGUUUAUGACGUAGUUGGUUAGAAGAACAGACACUGUGCUGUUACCGGUCUAUUUAAAAUUGCCUUUUCAUCAACAUGUUUGAGGCCUGUUUAGUGUUAAAGGUGAUAAUCUUUAGUAAAUUUCUUUAAUUUAUUUUAACGUAUUUAUAGAGGACUUUGAGUUGGUAAUGCUUGUAUCAAGUUUAAUAUAUUUCUUUUUUGUUUUGCUUUUUGUACUGAAAAUAAAGGUUUUUUUGUUUUUGA
Molecule: messenger RNA, 3332 nt
Organism: Plectropomus leopardus (leopard coralgrouper)
Lineage: Eukaryota; Metazoa; Chordata; Actinopteri; Perciformes; Serranidae
Product: mRNA decay activator protein ZFP36
Molecular function (GO): mRNA binding; metal ion binding
Source: RefSeq, a predicted model, not a curated record